AUGGGAAGGAAAAUCGAAAUUUUAAAGAACAAAGGAACACUAAAGGGCUCACUCAUUAACAUUAAAGAAGACUUUCCACAAAAAGUUUUGUUGAAGCGUAAGAAACUACAAGCAGAAGUAGAAAAAGAACGUAAACUCGGAAAAAAUGUUGUACUACGAUAUGACAAAAUAGUGACACUGCCAGGUAGUCCCAAAAAUAGGAAUUCCAUAGCAGACACACGGAAACAAAAACGGAAUCUGUCAAAAUCUCCUGAUUUUGAAACCAACGUAAUCAGCGAAAGCAAUGUCAAACAGGUACCGAAGAAAAACAAGUUAAACAAUAUUACCUCCUACAUGUACAACACGCAACCGAAAAAAGGAUUGGAGUCAAGUUCGACUGAGAUACACUCAUUACCAAAAAACGUGUAA
Molecule: messenger RNA, 408 nt
Organism: Parnassius apollo (apollo)
Lineage: Eukaryota; Metazoa; Arthropoda; Insecta; Lepidoptera; Papilionidae
Source: the annotation of a GenBank genome assembly